Molecule: messenger RNA, 648 nt
Organism: Vitis riparia (riverbank grape)
Lineage: Eukaryota; Viridiplantae; Streptophyta; Magnoliopsida; Vitales; Vitaceae
Product: WAT1-related protein At1g25270-like
Exons: 4
Coding region: 1-648 (215 amino acids)
Cellular component (GO): plasma membrane
Molecular function (GO): transmembrane transporter activity
Source: RefSeq, a predicted model, not a curated record
AUGGCUGGAAAGUUGGUAUGCCUUUUCGAAGGGCUGAAACCAACGAUAGCAAUGGUGAUGAUUCAGAUAACAUUUGGAGGGAUACACGUCCUCUACAAAUUAGCUAAGAACGAUGGCAUGAGCAUGAAAAUCAUGAUCGCCUACAGAAUGAUCUUUGCCACAGCUUCAAUGGUUCCUCUUGCUUUAAUCUUAGAACGGAACUCUAGACCAAGAUUGACAGGACGAAUCUUCUUCCUAGGUUUCAUCUUAGGCAUGUUUGGGGGCUCAUUAACCCACAAUUUAUAUGUUGAGAGCUUGGUUUUAACAUCUGCAACAUUUGUAGCAGCAAUGACUAAUCUUACUCCUGCCCUGACAUUUAUCAUGGCUAUCAUUUUAAGGAUGGAAAGAUUGGCAAUUAGAACUGAUGCUGGAAAGGCUAAAGUUUUGGGCACUAUAUUGAGCAUAGGCGGUGCAAUGAUUUUUACAUUUUACAAGGGAAUUGGGAUCAAUGUGUGGACGACCAACAUUAACUUGCUACAUCAUCAUGCCAUGACAACAUCAAAGCAGACAUCGGCAAAGGAAGCAUUGGGCGCAUUGCUGGGUGUGGGUAGUGGUGUGUCUAUCGCAAUCUGGAUGAUAAUCCAGGUGAUUUUCCUUUUGAGAUUUUAA